AUGGGGACGGUGCGAGGCACACAUGAUGUUUCAUCCACCGCUGGCAGGGAAGCGGACAGUCACAACGACAGUGCCUCGAUUGGAUUUACGCAGUUCUCCCCAUCACAGCUGCCGACGCUUCUCUGUGGCGUGGAGGAGACGGACGGAGGGGUGUUGAGUGGCCGCGUGCUGUCGGAGCUGCGGCGGCUGCUGUGCUGUCCGAUGUGUCGCCGCGCUCUUGUGCACAACCCUGCCGUUGUUGACACGUGUGGUCAUGCCUUCUGCUACGACUGCAUCAACCUUGGCCUCGAGAACGGCUGCCUCCCUGUGGCAACGGAGGAGGAGGAGGAGCAGCAGCAGGAACAGAUGGAGGGGAAGGCAGAGGCGCAUGUGGAGGAGCUUCAUUGCAAUGCUGAGUCGGAGGGCAAUGCCGUUGGUGAUCGCUCAUCGAGAAAGCGCUGUGCUGCGGCGGCAGUUGGGGUGGCUGGUGGGCGGCAGCAGCAGCGGCGGCGACAACAACGACGGCGCAAGUUGAAGUUCACAUGCCCUGUAUGUCUGGGGCCCGCACACAAGUGGAACCUGGUGCGUGUGCCGUUGUUUCGGGAGGUGGUGGUGGAGGCGAUGAAGCACGCGACACUUGCAGAAGCGCUACGAGAUGACGGUGGUGUGUCUCGCGUGAAGGAAGAGGUCACUGUGAUUAGAGAGGUGUCACUCGCCCCAACAGCAGCAACGGCAAUCGACACUUCUCCAUUGCCGCCUCCACCGCAGCCACUGCAAGGCGAAGAAGAAGCUGCACUGACAGCAAUGGGCGAUGCAGAAGUAGUCGCAAAUGUUGAAGUGGAAAAAGAUGACGGUGAGCCUUCCACGCCUCAGCCGUCUCCUUCGUCUUCGGCGUCAUCUCCCGUGUGCACUCCUGAUUUACUUACCGCGCCGCCGUCCCUUGAGAUCGCCCCGGUCCCGCGGCCGCUCGCAAACAUCCACCCCCUGCUAACCGGUACUUUGGCGAGAGAUGUGCCUGUGGGAACUGCGCCAUCCGGCACGAAUAUCGCUGGUGUGACGACCCUUUUCGGUACUGGUCAAGCGACAGAGCUGGGCAGUCAAGGUGAGAUGAUCGUGGGUGGGACUUGGGGCGACGCUGACGACAGUAAUGUUGGUGUUGUGUAUUCACAGCCACAGCAGCCGUCGCGGCAGGAGGAUCCUGGUGCUCUGCCGUCCCACGUCUUCGAGGUGGACCCCUCCGUUCCGUGCACAGCGGAGGUGAGCGACGUCCUGACGGCAGCUGUGCGUCUUUUCGGCGGUGCUAUUUUCGAUGAGAGAGGUGCUGGUGGCAGCAGUCUAUUGUCGAAUUCGCAACAAGGAGAGAAGGAGCUGCAGGAUCAGCAGCCAGCUAUAUGCGUCGUUAUGCAUCCUCUGCAGCCCUCUUCUCCCAUUGAAGCGGCGCCCGUGAACCGCAAUGCGCUUGCUUGGAGAGAGCUACACUGUGCCGCAGCACCACUUGCCAGCACUCACUGUCUUGUGGUGGUCUCGCCGUCCCACCUCGCUUCUGUCCCAUGCCGUGAUGAAACAGAGAAGGAGGAGCGCAUUGUGACUGUCAUGACACCUUCUAUUGGAAGUGCUCUCAUCACCGGUGCGGCGGUAAUAAGCUGGAGAUGGCUGCAGGACAGCGUCAAGGCGAAGGAGUUGCUGCCGGUGGCGCCGUACACUGCGAGCGGGUCACUUUACGCCCGUUGGCAUGCGAUUGAGUUGCACGGCGAGGAGCCGGCGGCAGGGCAGUGGAUGAGCACUGGCUACGGUUUCCUUCUUCUUCCGGAUACGUUACUUCACGUGUUGCAUAGUGGUGGCAAUACGAAGGACCUUGUCGCUGGAAACUCAUCGCCAAACAUCACAACAGCAUCAGCUACCGGCAUGGCUACUGGUGGGUAUGCCAAUUCUUGCUGGCGACGCCUUGUUCUCCUAGGUGGCGGUGUGUGGAUCCAGCUUGCGGAGGGCUGUCUUGAAGCCCUUGUCGCGUAUGCGUUGUCAGACGAGCGAACAGAGGCGGAAGAGAGGGGAACACAACAAGAAAGCGUGAUGUCCCCCCUCUCUGUCGACGAUAAAGACACAGAUCAUAGUGAAGAUGUUCUUUGGCGGGCGCUCCAGGGUGUGGUGGGGCCGCAGCAUUGCCUGUGGCAGGCCGAGUGUUCCCCGGAGAAACAAGCGGCCUCAGAGUCGGCGGUGCACCGCGUCGUGGUGAUGCGGGGUGCUGUGCCGCUUGUCGGGCGUCGCGCUGAGUUGGAGCGGCGCCUGGCACGGCUGGUACGUGGCCUCGCCGUUCUUUUCUCCCUCAGCCCUGCAGCAGCAGAUGAACGGGUGGAGAGCAGUGUAUGGAGUUGGGGUCCAUCGCUCAACGAAUCUGUCUCGUGUCUACGCUUUGCGCGCGGUGACACCGCCAACGCGGGUGACGCUACACUUCAGGUGGAGGUGCGCUCCACCACUUGGCUGCUGCGGAAUCUCGCGGAGCGGCGGCAGAGCGCCGGUGUGCAGCGGCGCUGGAGUGCUGCUGUUGCUGCUGCGACUCUUGGGUCUGGCGAGAGUGGUGAUGGCAGCAGUGGAUGCAGCGGUACUGAAGUGAGCAGGGCUGUGUUUCAGAACCCCCUCUACGACUGCUGA
Messenger RNA from Trypanosoma grayi, 2628 nucleotides. Its product is annotated as conserved RING finger protein. The record is from RefSeq and is a predicted model, not a curated record. Bases 1 to 2628 code for a protein of 875 amino acids. The transcript has a single exon. Lineage: Eukaryota; Euglenozoa; Kinetoplastea; Trypanosomatida; Trypanosomatidae.